AUGGGAGACGAUCCGGGGAGGCUUUACCGUCUGGAUGGAGUUGCUCAUAUCGCCGGGGUGAUCAACGACGAGUGGGUUAUGUUAGUGCUAGCGGUUUAUGAUAGUGGUAUAGGCAAACGGUUUUUGUCAGUGGUUUUUGUCACCGGUUUUUGUCACUGGUUUUUGUCACCGGUUUUUGUUUUACCCGUUUUUGAGCCUCAGCGUUGCAUAUCCAGCGUUAGGCGGCAGCAGGGGAUGCGGCUUGAUGAGAGGUACGUUUCGUAUCUUCAGAUGGCCGGCUUGUACCAUCUAGCGAGGUUGAACGACAGAUGGUUCCGACUAGACGAGCCUUUAGUCAGUGCAUUCAUCGAGAGAUGGCGUCCAGAGACGCAUACCUUCCACAUGUCGUUUGGAGAGUGCACCAUCACCCUUCAGGACGUCGCAUACCAGCUGGGGUUGCCGGUGGAUGGUCAUUACGUUAGUGGUUGCCUGACAGACUUCCACCUAUACAUUGAGGGUGGUAGGCCAGCUUGGACGUGGUUCCAUGAGUUGCUUGGUGUCCUGCCUCCUGAAAACCAAGUUCAAAAAUUCGCAGUCAAUUGUACAUGGUUUCAGGAGACAUUUGGAGAGUGUCCCGCAGGGGCCGACGAGGAGACACUGUUUGCCGACAAGUCCGGCAAUCGUAUACACAUCAGAUGGCUACCCUUUGUUGCUAGACUCGAGGAGAUGGGUGGCUACAGUUGGGGGUCGGCGGCGCUCGCAUGGUUGUACCGAUGCAUGUGCAGAGUCGCCAACAGACAUGUUGUGAAGCUAGCUGGGCCGCUACAGUUACUGCAGUCUUGGAUCUUUUGGAGGUUUCCUUCCUUUAGGCCCUCUGGGUGUGAUGCGUUUAGCUGGCCCCUUGCCUCGAGGUGGUCUGGUUACAAUCCUGGGAUUAGCAACAAGGGGCCUAGGGUUCAGAUGGCUCGCCUGAAGCUCGACCUGUUACAGCCUCGGGAUUUCAUAUGGAUGCCCUAUAGCGCACUCGACGUCAUCCAGGUUGUCCAUCCGGAGGUAUUGGAGCCUCGGCAUACGAUGUUAUGGCGGUGUAUGACAUCCUUGAUAUAUUUUGCGGUUGUUGAGUGGCAUCAGGUUGAUAGAGUGCUACCGCAGUUUGGCGGCGUACAGCCCCAACCGCGCCCCACCCUGAACAUAGACUUCUUGAUGUCGAAGGACGGGAGAGGAGGUGACCGUUGGUUCCCGGCGCAGCUAGCUAAUUGGCAUCUUCACUGGCAGGAGCGUGCGGAUCACAUUUUACAGUUCGACGUUGUGGCCGACCCCGGCCCCUCGCAUGAGUUCUUGACAUGGUGGCAUCAGCAUGGAAAGAGAUUCCUGUCGCCAGAGAUGUACUUGGGUGAUCCACGAGGUCUUCCUAUUCCGGGUGAGGCGACUCAGAGGGGUCCAGGCCGAGUUCCUGAGAUGGACCUAGUCCACGAUGUUCCUGACAGACGUCGUGUUGAGAGGCGAGCUCGAGUCGGCACACGUCGUAGCCAGCGAGAGCAUGCCUGGCUCGAUGAUGCCAUGGAUGAGGUUGAGGACGCAGGUAGGGGUCGAGGGAGACGACGUGGUGGUGGACGUAGGAGGAGGGGGGUUGAUGCUAGAGAUGAUAUCCACCACCCUGUGAGAGAUGCAGCUGGACGAGGUGAGGGUGUCGGGGUUGACAGGCCCCAGCAGGGGGGGGCAUGA
Arachis ipaensis is the source of this 1704-nucleotide messenger RNA. Lineage: Eukaryota; Viridiplantae; Streptophyta; Magnoliopsida; Fabales; Fabaceae. The record is from RefSeq and is a predicted model, not a curated record.